AUGGCGCUUGACGAAAUUAAAGAGAAGUUUGUGGGUGUUUGGAAAUUAGACAGAAGUGAAAAUUUUAAGGAAUUUCUUAACGAAAUGGGUGUGGGUUUACCCCUCAGGAAGAUGGCAUCUCUAGCGAAACCGGAAAUGACUAUAAGCAUAGAAAGUAACAAUAAAAUCAAAAUUGUAAUGAAAACAGGAUUUUUCACCCAGGAAGACUGCUUUAAUCUUAACGAGGAGUUCCUAAAAGAAAUGCAAAAAACAGUCAUGAAGGCAACUGCAACGUACGAGGACGGUGUUUUAAAAAUGAUAAAUACCCCUGUAGAUCCGAAAUCUAAGAUUAAGGAACAGAUUGUUCACAGGGAAAGAGUUGGCGACGAAAUUGUUUUG
This is a messenger RNA of Saccostrea cuccullata (small rock oyster), 378 nucleotides long. Its product is annotated as fatty acid-binding protein, adipocyte-like. Gene Ontology annotation, cellular component: nucleus; cytosol. The annotation marks the transcript as partial. Gene Ontology annotation, molecular function: fatty acid binding. The transcript is spliced from 3 exons. Gene Ontology annotation, biological process: fatty acid transport. The record is from RefSeq and is a predicted model, not a curated record. Lineage: Eukaryota; Metazoa; Mollusca; Bivalvia; Ostreida; Ostreidae.